AACGCGGCCGGGCGCGGCACCCCCCCGCCCGCCCUGCGCCCCGAGAGCUGGACCAGCAACCCCCACCGCGGGGGCACCGGCGGCGGCAGCGGGGGCUCGGGGCCCGGCGAGACCCGCGGGCGCUUCUCCUGCCCGCGGGCGCUGAAGGUGCCCUCCUACCUGAACUACCGCUUCCUCGGGGAGAAGGACUGCGGGGCGCCCUGCGAGCCCGGCCGCCUCUACGGGCUCAUGUACUUCGGGCCCGAGGAGCUGCGCUUCUCCCGCACCUGGAUCGGCAUCUGGUCGGUGCUCUGCUGCGCCUCCACCCUCUUCACCGUCCUCACCUACCUGGUGGACAUGAAGCGCUUCAGCUACCCCGAGCGGCCCAUCAUCUUCCUCUCGGGCUGCUACACGGCUGUGGCCGUGGCCUACAUCGCCGGCUUCCUGCUGGAGGAGAGGGUGGUCUGCAACGAGCGCUUCGCCGAGGACGGCUCCCGCACUGUGGCGCAGGGCACGAAGCGGGAGGGCUGCACCAUCCUCUUCAUGAUGCUCUACUUCUUCGGCAUGGCCAGCUCUAUCUGGUGGGUCAUCCUCUCCCUCACCUGGUUCCUGGCCGCCGGCAUGAAGUGGGGCCAUGAGGCCAUCGAGGCCAACUCCCAGUACUUCCACCUGGCCGCCUGGGCCGUGCCGGCCAUCAAGACCAUCACCAUCCUGGCCCUGGGGCAGGUGGAUGGGGACAUCCUCAGUGGCGUCUGCUUUGUGGGCAUCAACAACGUGGACGCCCUGCGUGGCUUCGUGCUGGCCCCCUUGUUCGUCUACCUGUUCAUCGGCACCUCCUUCCUGCUGGCCGGCUUUGUGUCCCUCUUCAGGAUCCGGACCAUCAUGAAGCACGACGGCACCAAGACGGAAAAGCUGGAGAAGCUCAUGGUGAGGAUAGGCAUCUUCAGCGUCCUCUACACAGUGCCGGCCACCAUCGUCAUUGCCUGUUAUUUUUACGAGCAAGCUUUUAGGGAACAGUGGGAGAGGAGCUGGGUCACGCAGAGCUGUAAGAGCUACGCCAUCCCCUGCCCCAACAACCACAGCAGCCACCACCCACCCAUGAGCCCCGACUUCACCGUCUUCAUGAUCAAGUAUCUCAUGACCUUAAUCGUGGGCAUCACCUCGGGCUUCUGGAUCUGGUCUGGGAAAACCCUGAACUCCUGGAGGAAGUUUUACACCAGGCUCACCAACAGCAAGCAGGGCGAGACCACCGUCUGAGACCCCUUC
Messenger RNA from Charadrius vociferus (killdeer), 1245 nucleotides. RefSeq names its product frizzled-1. Gene Ontology annotation, molecular function: Wnt-protein binding; Wnt receptor activity. Gene Ontology annotation, biological process: canonical Wnt signaling pathway; non-canonical Wnt signaling pathway. The record is from RefSeq and is a predicted model, not a curated record. The transcript has a single exon. The annotation marks the transcript as partial. Gene Ontology annotation, cellular component: plasma membrane. NCBI's taxonomy places the organism in Eukaryota, Metazoa, Chordata, Aves, Charadriiformes, Charadriidae.